AUGUUCCCUCACAGUCUCAUUCAGUCAGAGGUGAUAAACUCCCUGUUUAUUAAUGGACGAUGUCGCUGGCCUGACUGUGACCAAGCCUUUGAGGGCUAUCCUGUUUUUCUAAAACACCUGAACCAGGGACACAGCUGUGGUGAAAAAACUGUUGCACAGUGGAGGGUGCAGCAAGAAAGAGUGAGACAUAUGGAAAAUCAGCUUGUUCAAGAAAAAGAGAAGCUUCAAGCCAUGCAGCUCCAUCUAAGGCUAAGUGAACACACCCUGGGACAGCCAAAAGUAUCUCUGGGCUGGUGGAGUCCGCUGGCAUUGAGUGUGCCCCCAUCCGAGGAGCCAGAUGGAGGUGCAGAGUGGGCAAUCAGUGUUGCAGGGCGCCAGGAAUACUGGCCCACGGCCGCCCCUCACCUACUGACAGAUUUUGUUAACAGUAUGGAAUGCUACAAAUAUGUCAACAUCAGACCUCCGUAUACGUAUGCCUUUCUCAUCAGAUGGUCAAUAUUAGAAGCACCAGAGAAGCAAAGAGCCCUGAAUGAGAUCUACAGCUGGUUUAUUCGAAUGUUCUUCUACUUCCGACACAAUACUCCCACUUGGAAGAAUGCUGUACGUCACAACCUGAGCCUUCAUAAAUGCUUUGUGAGGGUGGAUGGAGAAAAAGGUGCUGUGUGGACUGUGGAUGAAAAUGAGUUUCAAAAGAGAAAGGGCCAAAGGUUUAACAGGGAAUCCAUGAGAUGGCUGGCACCAGUUUCCCACUCACCUAAAUGUCCUAAGCUUUCCUGACUUUAAACACUGAUAAACCGUGACAUAAGAUGUUGGUUGAAACGGACACAGUUCAGUCUUAAUUUUUACCAUCAAUA
Messenger RNA from Trichomycterus rosablanca, 854 nucleotides. It is a transcript of the gene foxp3b, whose product is annotated as forkhead box P3b. The record is from RefSeq and is a predicted model, not a curated record. Gene Ontology annotation, molecular function: DNA-binding transcription repressor activity, RNA polymerase II-specific; RNA polymerase II cis-regulatory region sequence-specific DNA binding. The transcript is spliced from 8 exons. The coding region runs from base 1 to 777 and encodes 258 amino acids. Gene Ontology annotation, biological process: regulation of transcription by RNA polymerase II. Gene Ontology annotation, cellular component: nucleus. Lineage: Eukaryota; Metazoa; Chordata; Actinopteri; Siluriformes; Trichomycteridae.